This is a messenger RNA of Erigeron canadensis, 1416 nucleotides long. Its product is annotated as sister chromatid cohesion protein DCC1. The record is from RefSeq and is a predicted model, not a curated record. Gene Ontology annotation, biological process: maintenance of mitotic sister chromatid cohesion; mitotic sister chromatid cohesion. Gene Ontology annotation, cellular component: nucleus; chromosome, centromeric region; Ctf18 RFC-like complex. The transcript has 4 exons. NCBI's taxonomy places the organism in Eukaryota, Viridiplantae, Streptophyta, Magnoliopsida, Asterales, Asteraceae. Bases 47 to 1225 code for a protein of 392 amino acids.
CGAUAAUUAGUAUCAGGUUUUUAAGUUGAAGUUAGAUAAACUAAAGAUGGGAGAGGCUGAAUUUGGCUGCAAAAAAGGAGCGGAAGCUGUCCUUAGAGUUCCUCCAAACUCAUCGGUCCCUAUUUCCUAUCACCCUCUCUUUGGUCCACACGAAGACUUGCUUCUCCUCGAGCUAGAUGAAAAGCUUCUUCCUGAUGUCAUCAACCAAAGAGUGAGCUUAAGAGGACAGCCAGAUGAGGAUGCAGUUUUUUGUACACAAUCAAAAACCUAUGCGAUUAAAUUCGUUGGGACCUCAAAUUCUGUGUUCCUUGUACCCCCUGCAGACCAAUAUACAGUAAACGAUAAUCCAGAAGAUUGCAAUGAAAAUGCUUCCGGCAGUGAUGCACCACAUGCAUCUGUCCUUAAAUUGGCACCUGGAACCAUGGAGUUGGUUGAGGUUGCCCCGAAAAUAGACAAACUUAAAUCACUAAUUUCCGAAAAUCCAUACAAGUUUGAUGAAGACUGUGAGAUGUACGAUACUGGUUUGUAUCAAUGGGAUGACCUUACUGACAGGGUUCAAGCUAGCGAUGAAGAAUUAAGGUCUGCGCUUCGCACCCUUUCAGCUGUAGAGAUUAAUGGAUAUUGGAGAAUUGUUGAUGAGAAAUACAUGGAUCAAAUUCUUAAUACGCUUAUUAAUAACUCGUUAAUAAAUGAAUGGUCUUUGAGUGCACUUAUUGAAGAGGAGGUGGUUGAAUCUUUGGUGAAUGAUGGAUUUUCAAGUGUUAUUGCACACCAUUGUUUGGAAGUGUAUGGUUGUAAAAGAGAUGGGAGUGAAGAGGGUGGUAACAAUGUGUGGGAAUUAGAUACGAGACGGGUUUGUGUGCAUUUUGCCAGAAGGAUAUUAGGUGGUGGAAAGAUGAAAAUUGAAAGUUUUAUGGAGGAAUGGAGUGAGAAAGUACCUCGAGGAGUGAUGGUUAGUGUUGACAUGUUGGAAGGGGAAGUGUUGAUAGAAAAACUUGGGAUCCAAUCUUGGGUUUAUGCUUUUAGUGUUUCUUCUUUGCCUUCAGACCCUGCAAAUCGUUUCUCCAGGCUCUUUCUAGAACGGCCCAAAUGGGACUGGAAGGAUCUACAUCCAUACAUCAGGGAUCUAAGUGUCCCAGGACUGACUUCAGAUGGUUUACUCCUCAAGUACACUAGAAGGACUCAGCCUACUGCAGAUGCUGAGCCUGUUUUCACUGCAAGAUAACUAGGUGAGAUCUCUUUUAAGCACCUAAAGUAGUGGUCCUACUUUUGAGGCUACUCAAUUUUAGGAUAGUCUUCUGUUAAAUAUCACACCAUAUAUAUUUGUUGGGGUUGAUUCAAAUUGUAAUGAAAACUAAUAUUGCAGUUUAAAUAGACUCUUAAGUACUUAAUAUAAUUUAAAGCUUUUGGGUUCAA